Molecule: messenger RNA, 4676 nt
Organism: Caenorhabditis auriculariae
Lineage: Eukaryota; Metazoa; Nematoda; Chromadorea; Rhabditida; Rhabditidae
Source: the annotation of a GenBank genome assembly
AUGGAGGUAUAUUUAUAUAAUUUUUUUCGAUCUGCUGAAACGAAUCAACGAGACAUAAAUUAUGCAUAAUAUAUAAUGAAAGAUUCAAAAAGUGUCAGUUUCCUCUCAAAAGUUGCUGCAGAACAACUCGAAUUCAUAAACUAGAAUAUUUCAGGUAAUUCUCGUGCAUCACUUUUAUUUUUUUGCUCGUGUUUUUUUGGCUUUUGGUUCUUCAGCUCCAGGUCAAUUUCUAAUUUUUUUCAUGUUCGUGAAUUAUAAAUGAUUUAUGAAACUCUCUCUCUUUGAAUCUUGUGUUGAAUACGAAUCUUUAAAAUUCAUAACUGGAAGGCCUCUUUUUGAUGAAAAAAAUUUUAAAGAAAUUUCAAAUUAUUAUAUAAAGCCUGGCUCAACAAUGAAGGUCAUUUAACCUUGCGGUUGGGAACUUCCUGAAAACUGGCUAGAAGACUCCUUGAUGUAUUAAAAGAAGAUCCUGAAAGUGGCAAGCUGCACAACUACCUAGUUUCCGAGAAAAAGGGUCUGUAGCCCGAAAUAAGCCAGUUUUUGAUGGGUUAUAGUCUGUGUGCCACGACUUGAAAUUUCACGGAACGACAUUCCGCUGUUCCGCUGCGUGCGUUCGUGAAGCGUCUUUCGAAUCUAGGUCACGCUUUCAAUUGAUUGUUAUUGCUGUGGGAGCACAUGAAAGUAGAGUACCUUAAUAAAAGAAAAAAAUUAAAAGCGCGACCAAGGUUCGCAAAGGCGCGCAGCGGCACAGCGGAAUGUCGUUCCGUGAAAUUUCAAGUCGUGGCACACAGACUAUAUGAGGGUUUUGUUUGACUUUGAAGCGUCUUUUCUCGAAAAGUAGGAAUUUGUACAGCUUCCAGAAUCUUCUUCUGGUACAUCAAGGAGUGUUCUAGCCAGUUUUCAGGAAAACCCCGACCGCAAAGUAAAAUGACCUCCUUGUAAGCCCGCAGGAGCUUCUUCGCAAAAAAAAAGUGAGGCCUAGGGCCUGACGCACAAUCCUGCUUGGCAGACUCUUACAAAACUUGCAGAUGUAUGUUGCUAUCGUAUGAUGAUGAUUUACACAAUUGAUGAGGCGUUUCCUCCCGAAUGCGCAAGGCUUAGAUGCACUCGGGAACCCAUUCAUGCUUACGAUGCGGGAAAGGACAAAUUUAUCUCAAAAUUUUUACUAAGGGCUAAGAAGAUUAAUAAUCUCUUCAUAACUGGAAACUCGACAGUAUUCGACAUUGAUAAUGUGGAAGAAGUUGUAUACAUGGGGCCGGGUUAGUUUUCAUUUCUUUUCAGAAAAAAAAAGUUUAGGGAUUUUUGGGCCUCUCAGGAAUUUUGUUUCAGUAACUCUCCUUUCUUUCCGUAAAGUUUCCUUGAAAACAAAGUCUUAGUUUUUUUUUUCUUAGGAAGAUGGAGAAACUGUGAUUUUUUUUUCCCAGACCUAGAAGUUUGGAAAAGGAGUUAAAAAUGUUUGAGUACUAUAGUCGAUGUGCCACAAGUUGAAAUUUCAUGAAACGACACUCCGCUGUUUCGAUUUUGUGCGGUAGCGCGCAUCUGGCGAAUUUAUGACAACUUAGUAACUCCAGAUUGGUCCCUAUAGGGGCCACUGAAGCUUGAAAAAGUUGCCCCUAUAGGGGACAUGUUAGUCGAUAACUGUUAUGAACUCUAGGCGAAGAAGCAUUCCCAUGGAAGAAAGUAAACAAAUAAGCCUUUUUUGAAUUAAUCAGAAAGAUCCCUAUAGGGGCCUCUUAAGCUUUAGGGGGUCAGACCCUAAACCCCUAUAGCCUAUAUAGGCUAUAGGGACCACUUUUACGACACCAACAUGAGUUGUUUUCUCUCAAACCCCUAGAGUCUGGAAUUCCUAAGGAGUACAAGUUUUCGUUUCCCGAAAAGUACUGUAUGUGUAAGACCGUUUUUAGCGUGGGUGAUUUGCGUUUUUGCCCAUUUUGAGUAUUCCCAUCCCCUCGUUUUUUUUUCCAGAUAUUUCAUAAAAAAUAGAAAAUUCAAAAUUAAAUAGAAAAUUCGCCCUUGUCGUAUAGAUUCACGGCUAGCUUGCGGCCUGUCUGUGCUUUCUAACAACCAGGUACUGUAUUUUUCUCAUCGUGUCAAGACCCAUUGUGCGAUGGCUCAAGCUACCCGUGAAUCAGCUAUUGCACCAAAAAUUGAGAGCUUUUCGGGGAAUUUGCUCUCUUUUUUUCCCCAGGAACUAUCUUCAUUUUUCAGGGCCAGUCAUCACUUUGAAACACGCUAAUCUGGGAGAAUAUUCUUUCGAAAGAUUGAAAAGUAUAACGGUCAAGGAUCCAUCAAUUUAUUGUGACAAAAAAAAUGAACUCGUCCACAUAGAAGGUAAUCUUAACGCAGAUGUCAGGAGACGUCUCGAGAAGGUUGUGAACCAGGUUAUUCUAUUAUUUUCAAAUUUAACGUUUCAUGAUGAGUUCGAUAGGGUUGUUACUUAUUGCUGGUGCUACGAGGAGAGUGUUUUUCAAGUUGCGAAAUUUUAUAGUCUGUUCAGAUUUUCAAUCUCAAGCAGCAAACUCCGCCCCCCAAUAACGCUCUGUGAAUGACUCGCUCUCUGAUUGGUUCUACGCAUAAGGGGCGGAGUUUGAGCGAUGAGUUGAUGUACCAAAACCUGAACAGACUAUAGAAAAAACCGCAUUCAGGUGUGUGAGGAAAGGGCAAACACACGGCGUUUUGUUAGUGGAAGAAAAUGGGAAACCAAAAACACAGUGGGCGGAGCCAAAAUAUCCGCCGUUCCCACGUGACGUCAUGAUCCCGGCUCUAAAAGCGUAAAUAACAGGGCUUAUUAAGGGCACAGGCCGCCGUAUUGCCAGAGUUCUUUGAGACGAAGCGAAAAUUUCUCUACAUAAACGCAAUUUUCUGCGCGAAAUCGGCGCAGUGCAUGCACACGACACAUGACACUUUACGGAGUAAAAGUGCGCGUGGCGUCGUCGAAAAAACGCCGUGAACACUCAAAGCGCACACCUCCGAAUCAUUUCCAUACUUUAUUUUCUGACCAGGCAAAGCUCUCUCGUUUUCUUAUAGAAUUUUUUUUCCCCGAGACGGUCAACUUUUAGAAAAAAAAAAAGAUAAAAACGGCUUUUUCCUUUACUAAACGGCGAAAAAGAGCGAGGAAACAAUGAUCUUGGAGCAAACAAGAUCGAACUUGUAUCAGUUUAGUAUACGAUCUUUUUGGAAGAAAAUAAGAACGUGACCAGCUGCCGCACCUUAUUCGUAUAGUUCCUAUUUUCAGACGUUGGCCUUUUGCAAUGUGCCAACAGCUGUGCUCGUGCCCGUGCCUGUGCUCGUCAAUUUUUCGGUUGAAAGUUCAGCUGACUCUUGCCCGGAAGAUGAUGAAUAUCCUGCUGAGAAAUCAUCGUCAACCGAGAAGCUCUCGUCGAGUGGUUGGUUCUCAAUACACAGGCGAAUCGGGAGGGUAUCGUAAUGUGUCCACAACUCGAAAUGGAUUGGGAAGACCCCAUAAUAUGUUCAUCGUGAAACCUCCUUCAGCUCUAUCGGAGCUACUUGAGAUCCCAUGUCUAUCUCAUUCUCCUCAAACCUCUCGGAGGUAUAGUCCUGGUACCAUCGAUAGACUUCAGACCCAUGCGAUAUAGGGAGUAUCGCGAUACCCUCUCUCGAUUCGCCUAUAAAUUAUUUAUUCAAAAACUAAAAUUGUUUAGAUUUUGCCCUAUACGCUUCCACCGCCGCAACGGGAGUCCUCCUUUUCAUCUGCACAACUCUGACUUCCCUCAGUGUUCGAUUCUACAGCAAGCUGCGUGAGAAGGAUAUGUACCCAGUUUCCUCGGGUGACUUUACAGAAUUGAACUUCGGAAACUUUCCCUUUGAAACAAAAAUACUUUUUGGAUUUUUAUAACUCGAAACGAUUUUCAUCGCAGUGUUUCGUCUAAUAUUGCACGAGAUUAGUCUUUGAAACUUUGAAACUUUUAUUCAUUCAGUCUUCGGAGUAGGUUCUCUGCUGAAUCAUGGAAUAAUUGAAGAGUUGUUUGUCGGUUCGCGAUACUGUCGUUGAUCAAGAACGGCGUGUAGAGCCUCUCCCCUUUCUUGUGAUAGUAGUAGACGAUUUGCGAGCGUUUCCCACGAUCACUGCUUCUCCAUGUAGGAACAGUACGGCGUCCAGCUUGUCCAAGGCUGACGGGCGUCGGAUUAAGUUAAGAUUAAACAGAGAUUAGUCUAGUUCAUUUUAAAAAUUACAGGACAAUAAAUUAGACUAAAACGUUGGGAAGUUUAUGAAAGCUAGAAAGUCUUGGGAAGGUCUUUGCAAGGUUUUCAGAAGGUAGUUGGAAGAUAAAAAUGGAAAAUGUCUGGCAGAAGCCUGCUAUAUUGCUUUUGAAAGGCUUCCUUCCUAAGUAGAAAUGGUUAAAAAAGCCUUCCUAGGAACCGAAAGCAGAAGCUUUCCGAAUUUCACCUGAGAUGGUUUCCCAUCUGUCUCCCUCACUGCACCUGAAAAAACGACCCUUAUCAAAAAUAACCGAAAGCUUUCAGAAGCUCUUCCUCUCAAGAUUCAAAGCACGGAAGAGACACCGCAGACUGAUGCGAUAAUAUCGUUCAACUCUGCGGAAAAGACGUCCGAGAAGGCGCCAGACGUAGAAACUGAGCGGAAGAUUGCCGGAGAGGAAGCCUCGGAGGAGGACGAAGCUCGAUUUUACGAGGAAAUCGGAAAUAAUUCUGCCUGA